GGCACGACGACGCAGAAUGGACCGUCGUCGCCAGCGUGGACGCCUUACAACCUGCUCAUUCAAUCGUUCAUAUUCCGAAAGGGACGGAGGAGCAUUGUGCGAGAAACGGUGGCGUGGUUUGUGGUCUGUGCGAUCUGCGUGCGCCUCGCAGCACGUGGCGCUUCUGCGCCUCGCAGCACGUGGCUUCUGCGCGUGGCCAUCCUUAAGACUUGGCCUCCUGUUCAAGGGCUCCACGUGCUCCGCCCCAACGUGACGUCGCCUGUGGAGAUUCGCAUCCUCCCGUCGGGGGUUUACUUACCUUCGUUGGGAGUGCUGCUCGCCGGCUCUUUGGUCUCGCGUGCCACCGUUGUGCAGGAGGCGGAUGAAUCAGCAGCAACAGCAGAGUUUUCCACACCUUCCCCACUGAUAGUCUGCAUUCGGUGUGUGGAUGACCAGAGGGAGGGAGUUUCUGGACAGACAAUCGUCGGUGGAGGGUUCCUUGCGGCGAAAGCAUUGAAUCGACUGUUGAAAGGAGAUAGCAAGAUGAGUCAAGAUAAAUGGACAACGCUGAGCCCUGCCGAGUUCUCCCAGCUCCAAACAUACACUGAAUAUACCAACAAGAAAGUGAAGGAUGUCCUUGGGGAGUUCCGGGAGGGUGGAAUCCUUUCCAAGUAUGACCCCGAGCAGCCAAUUGACUUUGAGGGAUUCAAGCUGUUCAUGAAGACAUACCUAGAGGCAGAGGUCCCAGAAGAGCUGUGCCGACAUCUCUUCAUGUCAUUUACACGCACGGACAGGCACCCGGCUCCCCUGGGCCAGUCGCAGUGUACAAGCACUUCACAGAUCAUCGAGACCGACAGUGGCAAGGCCGGUGAGAAGAGGCUUGGCCAGAAAGGCGGUGGGGUCGGUGGACCGAGUCUUGUAAAGUCUGCAUCUCUGGGGGAUGUGAGCCAGACACAGGCUGUGCACCUCAAGGAUAUUGUGUGCUACCUCUCGCUGCUUGAGGGCAGCCGACCUGAAGACAAGCUGGAGUUUAUGUUUCAUCUCUAUGACACCGACAGCAACAAACUGCUCGACAGCUCGGAGGUGGACCGCAUAAUCACACAGAUGAUGCACGUGGCUGAAUACUUAGAGUGGGAUGUCACAGAGCUGAAGCCGAUCCUUCGGGAUAUGAUGCAGGAGAUCGACUAUGACCAAGAUGGCACGGUGUCUCUGGAAGAGUGGAUACAGGGUGGAAUGACGACAAUUCCCUUGCUUGUGCUUCUCGGCCUGGAGUCGAACGUGAAGGACGACGGACAGCACGUGUGGAAAUUGAAGCACUUCAACAAACCGGCGUACUGCAAUUUCUGCAAGGCCAUGCUCAUCGGCCUGGGCAAGCAGGGACUCUGCUGCACAUUCUGUAAAUACACGGUCCACGAGAGGUGCGUAGCUAAGGCACCGCUAAACUGCAUCAGUACUUACGCCAAGUCCAAAAAGAGUGCCACCGUGAUGGACCACUAUUGGGUGGAAGGCAACUGCCCUGCCAAAUGCGACAAGUGCCAUAAGAGCAUCAAGUGCUACCAGGGCCUUACGGGGCUACAUUGCGUAUGGUGCCACAUAACGCUGCACAACAAGUGUGCUUCGCACGUGAAGCCGGAAUGUGACUGCGGUCAGCUAAAGGACCACGUCCUUCCCCCAAACACCAUCUUCCCCUUGGUGCUGACAUGUGAGCCACAGGAGCGACAGAUGUCAGUGCAAAGGACAGACAGUGGCAGCGGAGCGUCGCUGGACGACGACGUGCUGCGGCGUUUUCAGCGCACCAACUCGGUGACAGGCGACGGGCACGCUCUGCAGAUUACACCUACUACUGGCACCCACCCCUUGCUCGUUUUUGUCAAUCCAAAAAGUGGAGGCAAACAAGGAGAAAAAAUUCUCCGAAAGUUUCAAUACCUUCUCAAUCCUCGGCAAGUGUAUAACCUCAAUAAAGGUGGUCCAUUUCCAGGAUUGAACUUCUUUCGUGACGUCCCCGAUUUCCGAGUGCUCACUUGCGGUGGGGACGGCACUGUGGGCUGGGUUUUGGACUGCAUCGACAAACUUUCUCUGCCAAAGCGUCCACCUGUAGCAGUCCUUCCUCUUGGCACAGGAAAUGAUCUGGCUCGGUGUCUGCACUGGGGUGGCGGUUAUGAGGGCGGCAGCCUGCGCAAGACCCUGAAGGACGUGGAGAACAGCACACCGCUCAUGCUGGACCGCUGGAGUAUCGAGGUCAUUGCCACGGAUCUCGACGAAAAGGGCGACCCUGUACCUUACUCCAUCAUCAACAACUACUUCUCCAUCGGCGUGGAUGCCUCAAUAGCUCACAGAUUUCACCUGAUGAGAGAGAAGCACCCAGAGAAAUUCAACAGCCGGAUGAAGAACAAGCUGUGGUACUUUGAAUUUGGGACAUCAGAGACGCUGUUUGCUACCUGCAAGAAGCUCUACGAGUUCAUGGAGGUGGAGUGCGACGGCGUGCAGCUGGAUCUGGCCAACAGUUCCCUGGAGGGCAUCACGGUGCUCAACAUUCCGAGCAUGCACGGCGGCUCCAACCUCUGGGGUGAGACCAACACUCGGCGGGUCAGCCGACGCAGCAGCAUGCGGAGGAGUGGCCGAGAGAAGGUUCAAGCCACCAUUGCCGACCAGCGGGAGCUCAAGUUCUGCCAGCAAGACCUCAGUGACCAUCUGCUGGAGGUGGUUGGGCUGGAUGGAGCUAUGGAAAUGGGCCAGAUCUACACGGGGCUGAAGAGUGCAGGUUCCCGCUUGGCCCAGUGUUCCUCCGUGACCAUCAGGACGACCAAGCUGCUACCUAUGCAGAUUGAUGGAGAGCCUUGGAUGCAGCCGCCCUGCACAAUAAAGAUCAUUCAUAAAAAUCAAGCGCCCAUGUUGAUGGGGCCGGCCCCGAAGACCGGCUUCUUCUCCUUCCUGAGACGAAAGAAGAACUGAAGGGCGGUGCUGCUCACGAUCUGUAAAACUUUGCAGAUGGUGCAACACCACUGCUUGCUUGCACAGCACAGCGCGCACACCACACACACACUAUGUCAUAUCUAAAGAUUCAACGACUUCAUCAUACAAGACGACAGUGAUUGACAGUGUGUAAUAUGUGUAAAUCGCUCUCUCCGCCGUACACUUUCCACGCAUAGUCGCGGCCUAUGGCCUUCCAACACUACACAACUUAAUUGAGUAGUUGAGUAAUUGCAUUCCAUUUGUCGGAUAUAUUAUGAUGCCAAAUAACGCUAUAUGUAAGUACUGUAUUUUAAAUGCCCAUCAAUAUUGCAUACAUGUUCAGAUAAUGCGUUGCAUAGAAGAAAAACAAACGUGCACAAUUACCUUAAGUAAUGUAAUCAUAGACACUGGUUCUUAAUCUUUUUAUGCUACAAAACAACUUAAACUGCAUAUUAUUACAAUCCUAGUACAGUAAUAAUGUUUUAAAAGCACCAUUAUACUGUCUUUUUAAAUGCAGAAUUGGUAAAUUCUUUACAAUAAUUUUUUUUGUAAAUUCUUUUUUUUAUAUGAAAGAAAGUUGAUUACACUUAAAACAGCCUAUUUUAAUGAAAAAAAAUCUAUACAUGCUGUUUUAUAUUAAUUUACUCCAAUUGGUUUUAUUUUGGGCGGGGAUGAAGACAUUUUGCUGGAGGAUCUUUUUUGUAAAAUCUGUUUUUUUCUCACAAUUUGUCGUACAUGACAUGGUUUAAUCAUAGCAUAUUCAGGGGAUGUGGGUGUAAUUGUGUGGGGGAGGGUGUAUAUUGGACAUUAUUAUUAUUAUUGUUAGAUAAGCUUGUAACAAUGCCUGCUUGUCGGUGAACAGUUGUUCAUUAAAAUGUUUGCAUUAGGAACAAAUUUCUGACAUUAGAAUCCUUAUUUUUUUCACUGUCGUGUGCUUGACCACUUUUGCAAAUAUAUGCACAUACACAAUAUUUGUUUUUGCUGUUUUAGCUAUUAUGGACAGGUUUUUUUUAAUUGUAUUUGAAUAAGAUGUUUCAUGUUUAACAUGUGUAAAGAUAAAACUUGUUAAGGAACCUAACAAAUGGAGCCUUGGCCAAAAAGCGUUAUCUUCCCACAUUCUUACAGCCCUGUAUAACGUAUUAUAUUAUAUCAUACACGCACUGACAAAACUCAUGCACUGUAAAUAUUAUUGUAAAGGAAAAUUUUAAAUAUCAAUGUUUAAUACAGAACGACGUGCUCAGGGAUUAGGAACCCCCAUUAACAUCUGAGUGCCACAAUCUCUAUACAACGUCACUCAUGGGUGUGCCUUGAUGUUCCCAAUCCCACCAGUCCCAUAACCUCAUGCUCCCAUCACUUUGACACAACACGUGUCUCCCAAGCCAUUCCACUCGUCAGCCAAGGAGUCAUGCAUGAUGCCAUACAUGUGUUUUAUUUGCUAAAGCAACAUGCAAGACCCUCGUCUAUGCUGCGUGGCCUGGUAACGUAACCUGUGAUUUGAUGCCAGGUUAAGUAAUGACACGUUGCAGCUUGUUAGAUUUGCUUGAUUUUAUCUGAUGCAAGCUUUCAUUAACCCCUCUGCGAGGCUCGCCAACAGUGUUGCCACCACCACCACAUGGCAGUGUACAUGAACAUGGAGCAUUGGCAUUUGUUUGGAUCAAUCACGUGUGUUGAAGUUGACAAUGCAAACUGUGAGUAACCUUGUAAAUGUGAUACGUAUCAAUUGCGUUUUGGUAGGUGUCUGGCAUGCUGCCAAAAUCUGUUUUGUGGUAAGCAUGGUAUAGGUUCAUAAUGUAUGUUGCUGCUGAGCAGAAGCACCUUUAAUAUUGAAGCUGCUAUUCUGUCCAGUACUAUGUAAAAAUAACUAUGCAUGUGCACACCCGUACCACAAUGCCUCUUAAGAUAGCCGGCGUAUCAGUAGUACAUCACAAUUAUGCGGAUAAUUCCAAUGUGCAACAUAUGACGAUACGUGGCUCCAGGAACAGAAACAACAACAAAAGCUCCGCUUUAGGAUUAUCCAGUCCCAGGUGACACGUGCAGGUAAGCCAAGGUCACUCUGGCAAAUGAGACUAUAUCCUGAUCUUUGGAGUUGUCACCUGGUUAAACAAAAGUAACUUUAACGAAUUGAUAUUUGGAACACAAGGGCAUUGUGUGAUGACGGUGGUGAUGAUGUUGAUGCUGUUACAUCGGUACUGGUCUCCCACCAGACCGGUCUCUCGCGGGAAACUCCGUGUUAUGCGUGGGCCCGCCUGGUGCGGGAAGCCCCGAUGAUGAAGCCACUUGCCAGUGUAUUCCAGUUUGUCAAUAAAUCCACGUCGCAACGUUCUUGCUGGAGACUUCGCUGAAAGACCCGAGGUGGACUUUGUUACUUCCUCAACCUGGAGUCACCAACUGCCACCCGAAUACUGACCUGUCACAGGGACAACUAAUUGUAGGGGCAUGCAUUCUGCAGUAACAUCAUAACAACUGUAACAUCACGGUAAAUGCGCACUAAAUUUAACAAGGGUGUAGUCGUGUUUUUAUGUUUUUUUAUAGAUACUUCAACAAAAGUUGUUUAUUAUUGUACACUAACAAAGGGAAGUGGACUUUUUACCACGUAGCAGACCUGGUUACUAGUGGCAUCGACAUUAAUGUACAUUUUAAAGUUAUCUGCUCACGAGUUACACAGAUUCUUGUAUGAGGUCAUGUAUGCUGUUUUUUGCCUUUUACCCAUGUGAUCUGUGCAUUUGCGUCAGUUUUGUCGUCAGUGCGAAUUAAAUAAGCACAAUCUUUGUUGGUGCGAUUUAAAUGUGACUUGUGGACAGUUUGUAUGUAUCUUUUAUGCAUCGCCUUCAUGUGUUAAUUCUGUUUGUGGCAUUUACAGCUACAAUAAAAAAGUUAAACUUUGA
Messenger RNA from Petromyzon marinus (sea lamprey), 5816 nucleotides. Lineage: Eukaryota; Metazoa; Chordata; Hyperoartia; Petromyzontiformes; Petromyzontidae. The record is from RefSeq and is a predicted model, not a curated record.